GGUUACCUCAGUCCAAUGAUCCCAAUCCCAUUGACUUCUGGAUAUGGCCCAUCCACUUGUUGGAUACAAAUUCCACGGUCAUGGUCAUCAUAUGCGAGCACCGCAUGUAAAGAUUUAGAUUUUUGGAUUGGAUAUAUGCCAAAUGCCUAUCCUCUCAUUAUUGCCCGAGCUUUAAAUCUGGGAGCAGUAGGAACCCCAAGGUUCCCAAAGGUCCAAUUGAGUUUACCUAGCAGGAGUUAUCCCAGGCAAAUCCAAAUGGACAAUGGCCACUGUGAUACCUCACGAGGUGCUUUGAUUGUUCUAGAAGGCUUGGACCGUUGUGGGAAGACCUCACAAUCUAGUAGACUGCUCGCAUACUUAGAAGGGAAAGGAUUUGCUGUCGAAUCAUGGCGGUUUCCGGACAGAACCACUUGUGUUGGGGAGAUGAUAUCUUCAUAUCUUGCCAAUAAAUCACAUCUGGAUGAUCGAACAAUCCAUUUGCUUUUCAGUGCAAAUCGUUGGGAGAAGAGGUCACUGAUGGAGACAAAAUUAAAAAGCGGAACCACCCUUGUUGUAGACCGUUAUUCUUAUUCUGGAGUUGCUUUCUCAGCCGCGAAAGGCCUUGACAUUGAAUGGUGUAAGGCGCCGGAGAUGGGAUUGCUUGCUCCAGAUUUAGUAGUGUACCUUGACAUACAGCCUGAGAAAGCAGCAGAGAGAGGAGGAUAUGGAGGCGAGAGAUACGAACAGCUUGAGUUCCAGAGGAAGGUUGCCCAGCACUAUCACCUCCUUCGCGAUGAUACGUGGAAGAUUGUUGAUGCCUGCCUUCCAAUGGAGAAUGUAGAGCAACAACUAAGAGAGCUUGCGUUGGAGUGCAUCAGCACAUGCCGGAAAGGGAAGCCUGUCUCCUUGCUCUGGUCGCAGUAGUUGUGGUGCAUUCAAUGAUCUGGGCCAUUCAUCAGGUUGUUCCCACUGAAUUUCCUCACCCCUUAAUGUCAGGCUGAUCCAUUUAUCAGGCUAUGACACAUGUAUGUAGAAAUGGAUACUUGUAAAGAUGAUGAGCAACAUCUACCGUCAAUGCAUGAGUCGGCCAGCCUGAUUUUACGAUCAGAUAUGCACUGAGGGGCCACAGAUGAAAGUCCUGGAUCCCAUGCAUCAGGUGUGCAUUUGUAUUUGACACUUGACAAUGGUGUCUGGGAACAGCAUUCCUCUUCUUAUAUACAUCAUGGGUGUUUGAACUGA
Magnolia sinica is the source of this 1218-nucleotide messenger RNA. Its product is annotated as thymidylate kinase. The transcript is spliced from 8 exons. Gene Ontology annotation, cellular component: cytoplasm; cytosol; nucleus. NCBI's taxonomy places the organism in Eukaryota, Viridiplantae, Streptophyta, Magnoliopsida, Magnoliales, Magnoliaceae. Gene Ontology annotation, biological process: dUDP biosynthetic process; dTDP biosynthetic process; dTTP biosynthetic process. The record is from RefSeq and is a predicted model, not a curated record. Gene Ontology annotation, molecular function: dTMP kinase activity; ATP binding. The coding region runs from base 16 to 903 and encodes 295 amino acids.